AUGGCAGAGCGAAAGAGGCUCGUGGUCGUCGGCCUGGGGAUGGUCGGCAUGGCCUUCAUAGAAAAGAUGCUAAAGUUGGAUGCGCGGACGAAUGAAUACUGCAUUACCAUCAUCGGAGACGAGCCGUACCUCGCUUACAACCGCGUGGGCCUGACGAGCUUCUUCGAACACCGCAAGAUCGAAAACCUCUACCUCAACCCCGAAGAAUGGUAUCGCAACGCCCCUGAGGGCUCUCUGGGAUACCAUAUCAACACCAAAGUCACAGACAUCGACUCUCAAGCCAAGACAAUAGCCUGCUCCAAUGGCGAGAUCGUUCCAUACGACACCUUGGUUCUCGCCACCGGUUCAGACGCCGUUCUCCCCAGACACAUCCCUGGGCACGACGCAACGGGCGUCUUUGUCUACCGCACAAUAGACGACCUCAACAAACUGAUUGCCUUUGCCGACACCAGGAAAGGCACCAACGGAGUCGUUGUGGGUGGUGGACUCCUGGGCCUGGAAGCCGCCAAGGCCAUGGUCGACCUCGAGCGCUUCAACCAAGUGAAGAUCAUCGAGAGGAAUCGCUGGGUUCUGAGUCGACAGGUCGACCAAGAUGCGGGCGCCAUGGUCGUCAGCCAAGUGCGCGACCUCGGCCUCGACAUCCUUCUGAGCAGGCGGGUGGGCGAGAUCGAGACGACCGAGGACAACCAAGUCAAGGGCGUUCUGUUCGAGGACGGCGAGCGUCUCGAUUGCUCCGCCGUCUGCUUCGCCAUUGGUGUGCGGCCGAGAGACGAGCUCGCGCGGAAAGCCGGUAUUAAGUGCGCUGACCGCGGCGGCGGCAUCAUCGUCAACGACGACCUGAGCACCAGCUGUGCAGACAUCUACGCUAUCGGAGAGUGCGCCAGCUGGAAGGGCAUGGCGUACGGUCUGAUCGGUCCCGGUGUCGAGAUGGCCGACGUCCUCUCCUUCAACCUCACACAAGCCAAGCUGCACGCGCCGAGGGCAUUCAAGAGGCCAGACCUCAGCACCAAGCUCAAGCUCCUCGGCGUCGACGUGGCCAGUUUCGGCGACUACUUUGCCGAUACCGACGGGCCAAAGUUUCUGCCUCCGAAAGUGGCGCGGAAGACGAAGAAGGACGAACAGAGCACCAUCGAGACGUUGACCAACGGCCUGCCACCAGCCCCGGUCAAGGCUCUCACGUACCGCGACCCGUUUCAGAACAUCUACAAGAAGUACAUCUUCACUGAAGACGGCAAGUACCUGCUCGGUGGCAUCAUGAUCGGCGACACAAAAGACUACAUCAAGCUCGUACCGCUCGUCAAGAACAUGAAGGAGCUGGAGGUGCCUCCGAGCGAGCUCAUCCUGGGCGCUAAGAAGGAUGGCGAAGACGACGGCGACGACCUGACGGACGACACCCAGAUCUGCUCAUGCCACAACGUCACAAAAGGAGACGUCGUCAACUCGGUCAAAGAAGGCACCUGCAAGACGAUCGGCGAGGUCAAGGCCUGCACCAAGGCCGGAACCGGCUGCGGCGGCUGCAUGCCCCUGGUCACGACAAUCUUCAACAAGACGAUGCUCUCCAUGGGCAACGAGGUGAAGAACCACCUCUGUGCCCACUUCAACUACUCCCGCGCCGACCUCUACAACAUUAUCCUCGUCAAGCAGCUCAAGACGUUCGAGGACGUCAUGCGCGAGGCCGGCAACGAUCCUGCUUCGCUCGGCUGCGAGGUCUGCAAGCCCACGUGCGGCAGCAUCUUUUCGUCACUAUGGAACCGCCACGUCAUGGACACUCCGAUGCACGGCCUGCAGGAGACCAACGACCGCUUCCUCGGCAACAUCCAACGCAACGGCACCUACAGUAUCGUCCCUCGUGUGUCCGCAGGCGAAAUCACCCCAGACAAGCUCAUUGUCAUCGGCCAGGUCGCGAGCAAAUACAACCUGUACACCAAGAUCACCGGCGGACAGCGCAUCGACAUGUUCGGCGCCAAGAAACAGGAUCUCCUGGAUAUUUGGAAGACGCUGGUCCAGGCCGGUAUGGAGUCUGGUCAUGCGUACGCCAAGUCUCUCAGAACCGUCAAGAGCUGCGUGGGUACCACCUGGUGCCGUUUCGGUAUCGGUGACAGUGUCGGCAUGGCUGUCCGUCUGGAGGAGCGGUACAAGAGUAUUCGCGCGCCGCACAAGAUCAAGGGCGGUGUCAGCGGCUGCGUCCGCGAGUGUGCCGAAGCCCAAAAUAAGGACUUCGGUCUCAUCGCCACCGAAAAGGGUUUCAACAUCUUCGUCGCCGGCAACGGUGGCGCCAAGCCCAAGCACUCCGAACUUCUCGCCAAGGACGUUCCUCCAUCGGAGGUUAUCCCCAUCAUCGACAGAUACCUCAUGUUCUACAUCCGCACCGCCGACAAGCUCCAACGCACGGCGCGCUGGCUGGAGAACCUCCCCGGCGGCAUCAAGUACCUCCAGGAGGUCGUCCUCGAGGACAAGCUCGGCAUCUGCGCGUCGCUCGAGGCGCAGAUGCAGGAGCUCGUCGACAGCUUCUUCGACGAGUGGGCCGAGGCCAUUAAGAACCCCAAAAUCGCCGCCAAGUUCAAACAGUUCAACAACACCGAGGAGACGGUCGAGAACAUGGAGGUCGAGCUCGACCGCGACCAACCCCGGCCCGUCUUCUGGGCCAAGGAGUCGGCCAAGGACGACUUCAAGGGCCUCAUCAACAAGUGGACCAGCAUGGCGUGGCAGCCGAUGCUCCCAGCGAGCCACUUCUUCGGCGCCGACGAGACCCCCAACGGCAUCUCGGCGACGGUAAAGCGCGGCGACACCCAGCUCGCCAUCUGGCGCAUCCGCGGGCGCUACUACGCCACGCAGCAGAUGUGCCCGCACAAGCGCCAGUUCGUCCUCUCCGACGGCCUCAUCGGCGAGGAGCUCGGCACCGACACGUGCGACGACGCCAAGAAGCCCGACUCCGGGUGCAGCACCAACGGCGACGCGAAGCGGUCCGCCCCCUGGGUGUCGUGCCCGUACCACAAGCGCAACUUCGACCUGGCCAACGGCAGCUGCAAGAACGACGAGGAGGUCAGCAUCGCCACGUUCCCCGUGGAGGAGCGCCCGGACGGCAUGAUCUACCUGAAGCUGCCGCCGGUGGAGGAGCUCGAUGCCGCGCUGGGCACGGCCAAGUGGAUGGUCAAGAAGGGCGAGGCCGGGGGCAGCCAGUUCGAGCAGCUGGACAAGAAGAUCAACUUCAAGGGACACCGCGCGAAGAAGCCCGGCGUGAGGCCGCUGGCGCCGCUGAAGAUGGAGAAGCCGGCGCAGCUGCUCGUUGGCGGCGGCGGGUGCGGGAGCGCGCCGGAUUGGUAA
Messenger RNA from Colletotrichum karsti, 3324 nucleotides. RefSeq names its product nitrite reductase. Gene Ontology annotation, molecular function: flavin adenine dinucleotide binding; heme binding; nitrite reductase [NAD(P)H] activity. The transcript has 4 exons. Lineage: Eukaryota; Fungi; Ascomycota; Sordariomycetes; Glomerellales; Glomerellaceae. The coding region runs from base 1 to 3324 and encodes 1107 amino acids. The record is from RefSeq and is a predicted model, not a curated record.